Molecule: messenger RNA, 1194 nt
Organism: Arabidopsis thaliana (thale cress)
Lineage: Eukaryota; Viridiplantae; Streptophyta; Magnoliopsida; Brassicales; Brassicaceae
Product: F-box associated ubiquitination effector family protein
Exons: 1
Coding region: 1-1194 (397 amino acids)
Source: RefSeq, marked reviewed
AUGAGGACACGUAGCAAAAAGACCAAAACCGUGAACAACAACAACGAUCUACAAAAGUCGGAAGAGAAACAAAAGUUUGAUCAACUCCCUCUGGACCUAGAGAUCGAGAUGUUUAGGAGGCUGCCUUUAAAAUCUGUAGCUAGGUUUCUCACACUAUCCAAGUCAUGUGCAACAACUAUCCGCAGUCCAAGUUUCAUCACAUCAUUCCCGUCGCAGCCUUGUACCCUAAUCGCUUCCGCCGCUACAAUCAGGACUUGCCACAACUUGCCUUCCAGCUUUAAAUCUAAGGACCAAAGGUUGUACUUCUUCUCAUCGUCUUCUUCAUCAUCAACUGUCUUUUCUACGCGUUUGACAUGUCCGUUGUCCCCAUAUGAUAAUCUGAUAGAGUACUAUUAUCAUUAUGCUAGUGGUUUGAUAAGCAUUGGAUGUAAUCGAAAGCAAAUCGUAACUAACCCCAGCACUGGUAGAUUCAUAACUUUACCAAGUGUCAGAAGAAGAAGAGUGGUCGUGAAAAGUUUUUUCGGGUAUGAUCCAGUUAGUGAUCAAUACAAAGUCUCGUGCAUGACGGAAAGACGUCAUGGCCUUCGACAAGACCCAUCAUCUGAACAUCAAGUGUUCACAUUGGGAGAAAAAAAGCCAUGGAAAAUGAUAGAUUGUACUAGCAUUCCUGAUCACCGUCCUUGGUCUAACGGUGUGUGCAUAGAUGGUUUUGUGUAUUACGUUGCUAAAACUGGACAAGGUAUGUCACAACUGAGCUUAAUGAGAUAUGCUCUGAGGGCUGACAAUUUGAAUCUUUUUACUAGUUUACCUGAAGAGCUUCGAACUCUAAAACUAUCUGGUGACACUUUAUUGAACUAUGAAGGGAAUGUAGCAUGGCCACUCCAGUUACAUCUUAUAUUUAAUGUGUGGGUUAUGGAUCAGGAUGGCGAAAAACAUGAAUGGUUGAAGAAAAUAACUUUCAAUAUUGAACCUUGGAAGAGUUCAUCUCGCUAUCUAGACGUUAGAGGCACUACUCAUACGGGUGAGUUUAUUCUUGCACCAUCGCACUAUCCUGAUGAUGAGUUUUAUGUCUUCCAUUACAAUCUCGGCAAGAAUAGCUUUACAAAGAAGAAACUUCAAGUUCGUAUUUACAAUGUUAGAAUUGUGUCUACGUCUUCAAUAAUUGGUCUCUAUCUCUCCUUCUCUCUCUUGUAG